This is a messenger RNA of Clunio marinus, 2846 nucleotides long. The record is from the annotation of a GenBank genome assembly. NCBI's taxonomy places the organism in Eukaryota, Metazoa, Arthropoda, Insecta, Diptera, Chironomidae.
GGUCAACUCAGAUGUGACUACUCUACAACUCAACACGUGAAUCUAAAGAAUAAAUAAUAAAAUAUCAAUUCUUUCAUAAUAACAAUGGUGUUAACAAAGCAAUAUCUCAAAUAUAAUUACUUAUCGACAUUCAAUAUUAUAGCAAGUGCAAGAUCCAAUGGUGUUUUAGUAGAUUUCAAUGAUAUAAGAGGACGAUAUUUUGCUAGCGCCGCAGUUGAAAAUGUUAUAAUUUGGGAUUUGAGAACUGGGGAUAAAAUAGCUGAACUUUCAAACAACAACAAUGAAGAAGUAACAUAUCUGGAAGUUUUUGAAAACAAAUUAGCUGUUGGUUAUCAAAAUGGAAGAGUUGCUCUUUUUAAUUUGAAAACUCAGUCACUAGAAUGUACAUUACCAUUGCAUAGGACAGCAAUUUCAUAUCUCAAAUUUGACGGUACUGGAACUAAACUUUUAUCGGGUGGACUGGACAAUGAUGUAGUUGUUACUGAUACAAUCGAUCACAUUGGUAAACAACGAUUAUGUGGACAUUCAGCACCUAUCACCUGCUGCUUGUUUCUUGAGAAAUAUGAUGGAAUUGUUUUAUCAAGCUCGAAAGACAAACAAAUUAAAUUCUGGGAUAUAGAAACUCAAUUUUGUUUCAAAACUAUCAUGGACAACGAUUUCGAAAUUUGGGGGAUGACUUUGCUUCGUGACGACACAUAUUUGGUAACAGGUUCAAAAGAAAAUGCACUGAGUGUUUAUAAAAUAUCUGAAGAACUCAACUCAUCUAAUGAUAUAAACAAUCCUACUGCUACCAUCGAUGCUUUCUGUCCAAUUAGAUGCGACCUAGUAGGAAAUAUUCAACGUUGUGGUAAAGGAAGAACAGUGAACUUAAAAACCGAUAAAGAAAAUCAUAUUCUGGCUUGUUCAGGCACAGAUAGUGAGAUUGAAUUGUUUUAUUUUUGUUCCGAAAAAGAAUCAAUUACUAGACUUUCUAAGCGGCUUAAAAAAUUGUCAGUAACAAAUCCUUCUGAUGAGAACAAUACAAAACUAAGUUUAACAGAUGAAAUCAAGAGAAUUCCAUCAAUAAAAACAAAAGAGAAAGUAAAAUCAUUUGAUAUGUUAUUGACUUCUUCAAAUGAACUAAGAGUUUGUGUAACAUUCGCAAAUAAUCUAAUAAUGCUAUAUAAAAUACUAGAUAUCACUCAAAAGAAUCCAGAAGUAUCUCUAAAUCGUUCAAUAUCAUUACAAGGACAUCACACGGAAUGCAGAAGUGUGUGUUUCAGUUCAGAUAACUUAGCUAUUGCAUCAGGAAGUGGUGAUUCUUUAAAGAUAUGGAACAGAUCAACACUAAGUUGCUUAAGAACUGUAGACACUAAAUACAUAAUCAGCUCAUGUUUUGCACCAGGAGAUCGACAUAUUCUGUUAGGAUCCAAAUGUGGAAACUUGCUAAUCGUUGAUAUAGUAGGUGGAGAAGUCAUUGAAACAAUUCCUGCUCAUGAGAAAGAAGUUUGGAGUGUAAGCUUAUUGCCUGACUUGAGAGGAUGUAUAACAGGUGGUGGAGACAAUACUGUUAAGUUUUGGUCUUUUGAACUUGUAAAUGACACAAAAAACGGAAACGAGAAUCAGAAAGUUCUGUCGUUGAUACACAAAAACACUUUACAACUUGAAGAGAGUGUUCUUGGAGCAAAAGUUACACCUGAUGGAAAAUAUGUCGCUUGUGCGCUUCUUGACUCUACCAUAAAAGUUUUCUUUAUGGAUACAUUCAAGUUCUUUUUAUCAUUGUAUGGUCAUAAACUUCCAGUGUUAUGCAUGGACAUCUCUUACGACAGUACACUCAUUGCAACUGGUUCAGCUGAUCGAAAUGUUAAAAUUUGGGGAAUGGAUUUUGGUGAUUGUCAUCGUUCACUUUUCGCACAUGAUGACUCCGUCAUGGCACUUCAAUUUAUUCCAAAAACUCAUAUGUUCUUCACAUGUGGAAAAGAUGGGAAAAUUAAGCAGUGGGAUGCGGAUACAUUUGAAAAGAUUAUUACACUUCCUGGUCACAUUGGUGAAGCUUACAGUCUCUGUGUCAGUCCAAAUGGAAAAUUUCUUGUUACGUGUGGAUCUGACAGAACAAUUAGGAUCUUCGAGCGUACAAACGAACCUUUGAUUCUUCAAGAUGAACAAGAAGAAGAAAGAGAAGAAAUUGAAAACCGAACACUUGCAACUGGUGAAAAUUCAUUAAUUCCUGGUCUUCCCGGACUUAACUUACCUUCUAAAAAAACUGUUGGUGCUGAAAAAGCUGCUGAAAAUAUUUUAGAUUGUCUCGAACAAAUCAAAAAGCUUGAUAACGACAGUUCAAAUGAAAUCCCACUGAUCAUGAAAUUUUAUGAAGCAUCGAAUACAAUUGAUUAUCUCGUUGCAGUUUUUGGAUCAAUUAGAACUUGUGAUCUAGAAGAAGCUCUUCUUUUACUUCCAUUCUCAUGCGUUUGUGAGAUUCUUGAGAAACUACCUGUUAUAACAUCUCAACGAAAAGACCAAACAGAACUCAUCUGCAAAAUUGCUGUUUUCUUAUUAAAAAUUCACCAUAAGCCCAUCAUUUCAAAUCGUGUUAUGUUAUUAUCAAUAAAACAAUUAAUUCAACAUCUUCAAGAAUCUGUAGCUCAGUUUCGUGAUACCAUUGGAGAAAAUAUCUGUUCUAUGGGUUUACUUCAGCAACGGAUUGAAAAUAAGGAUAAAAUCGAAUUGUUCAAAGAUUCAUCAAAAGCACAGAAAAUCAAAGAUAAAAAACAAAAGAAACGACAAAUUAUGAAACGUGUGCAUAUGCAAAUUUCGAGUUAAACGUUUUAAUUCUUUUCAUUUUUCUAUUGAAUAAAUUUAUAUAAGAU